Rotaria sp. Silwood2 is the source of this 291-nucleotide messenger RNA. The record is from the annotation of a GenBank genome assembly. NCBI's taxonomy places the organism in Eukaryota, Metazoa, Rotifera, Eurotatoria, Philodinida, Philodinidae.
AUGUUGUGGAGUGCAAACAAAGCUCACGAUAGAAAUCAAUUUUUCAGUCAAGCAAGAGGUGCCAAAUUUGUUCUUGAUUUCAAUGAACCAGAACGUGCUAAUCAAGCAAAUAUGAAUCCAGUGGAAGCUACCUAUGCUUGGAAACAAUAUAUUGAAUCUCUCAGAGCUCAAGGUGCUCGACUUGGUUCACCGGCUAUUGUCUCGACUAAUCAAGAACUCAAUUGGAUGCAACAACUUCUCAACGAAUUGAAUAAAAUUCGCGGACGAAUUGAUUUUCUUGCUUUGCAUUGA